AUGAACGGUCCGGAAUGGACUUAUGUUGCGCCUUUCGAGAAGAAAUGCAAUGGUUGCGGUGUGGUCAAGGCUUUAAACAGCCAUUGUGAGGGAGAUGCGGUGAUGCUCGAGAUGAAGGCGGCUGCUUUUGGUGUAACCACCCACACUGGCGAGCGCCGCAAUUAUGGUAUAGCAAAGUACACAAACACACUGUCAAUGGCGUUCCAGACUCUCAACAAGUAUAGAGAGACCCUGGCAGAGUCAAGGAAAGUGGAUGUCUUUCUCCGCAGCAAUCACUGCAUGGAUCCCGAGAUGCUUUUGGGAAUUGCGGUAAAUCAAGGCAAUGCUGACCGCAUGUCCAAAUUUGUGUUGGACAAGGAAAAGGAUGAGGUCCAAGCAAAGCGCGCGGCCGCCAAGGCCUCUUGUAACAAGAACAAGCACUUGGCAGUGGCAGUUAUUUGUUCAAGCGAGAAACCUGACAAGGGGGGCAAGGAUGAUGUCACAAUAUACACCAAGGCAACAUGUCCCUGGGACAAGAGACAUCUAGCACUGUCCAUGGAAAUGUGA
Messenger RNA from Phaeodactylum tricornutum CCAP 1055/1, 546 nucleotides. RefSeq lists its product with no specific name. Bases 1 to 546 code for a protein of 181 amino acids. The transcript has a single exon. The record is from RefSeq and is a predicted model, not a curated record. NCBI's taxonomy places the organism in Eukaryota, Bacillariophyta, Bacillariophyceae, Surirellales, Neidiaceae.